Molecule: messenger RNA, 930 nt
Organism: Exophiala viscosa
Lineage: Eukaryota; Fungi; Ascomycota; Eurotiomycetes; Chaetothyriales; Herpotrichiellaceae
Exons: 1
Coding region: 1-930 (309 amino acids)
Molecular function (GO): oxidoreductase activity
Source: RefSeq, a predicted model, not a curated record
AUGACUACUUCAAACUUCAGAUACAUCGACCGAGACUCAUACGUCGAUAGCGAUGUGGCUUUUGUAAAGCCUUGGGGCAAAGUCGACGGCCCUGGUUACUCAUUUAAACUGUCCGACCACGAACGAGCAGUUGAGGACAUACGUGGGCAAGAAUCCAAGUUCUCGACAGACACUUCUGGCUUCGCAGUAUAUGAAUACCCUGCCCAGGAGAAAGCGUUCACGGACGAAUCCAAAGUUCGAGAGGAAUACUAUGCCGAGGUCGAGGCGGUAUUGCGCAAGAAGUUACCUGGAAUUAAAAAGGUGGUCAUCUUUGAUCAUACAAUCAGAAGAAGGGAAAAGGCGUCGCCUCGCCAGCCAGUACAGCAGGUCCACGUCGAUCAAACGCCCGGCGCUGCGGAGGUUCGAGUUCGGAGACAUUUGCCUGCCGACGAGGCUGAAGAGCUGCUGAAAGGGCGCUAUCAGAUCAUCAAUGUGUGGCGACCCAUUGCCAACCCAGCUUCAGACUAUCCUCUGGCCGUGAUCGACUGGAGGACGACAAAGCCUGCGGACUUCGUCAAGAUCGAUCUAUUAUAUCCCAAGAGAGAAGCCACGAAUGGCACAAAUGGCACAAAUGGCACCCACGAUGAUGACGAUCGGGGCAAAGAAGUUGCUCCAGACCCGAACUCGGCCAGUUCGACGGUUGGAUAUGAAGUAAAGGGCGAGACCUAUGCUGUUGCACCGAGCGACGAUCACAAGUUUUACUAUAUGAAAGACAUGACGCCAGAGGAAGUCAUGUUCAUCAAGUGUUUCGACUCUUUCAGCCAGGUGAACGGUGGUAAAAAGGGACUGGCAGAUUGCACUCCUCACACUGCUUUUGUUGAUCCACAAACACCAGCAGAUGCACCGGGCAGACAGAGCAUCGAGGUCAGAUGCUUGGUGUUUUACGAAUAA